Messenger RNA from Xenia sp. Carnegie-2017, 722 nucleotides. RefSeq lists its product as uncharacterized. The record is from RefSeq and is a predicted model, not a curated record. The transcript is spliced from 4 exons. Bases 21 to 521 code for a protein of 166 amino acids. NCBI's taxonomy places the organism in Eukaryota, Metazoa, Cnidaria, Anthozoa, Malacalcyonacea, Xeniidae.
UUUCAUACUCAUUUGCAGGAAUGUAUUGCAGACACAUUUUGGCUGUUUUGCAUUUCAAUGAUAACUUGAGGAGGGAUGAGCUGGUGAUGAAAGGCAAGAAACAACUUAAAGUGGUAUAUCCAAAAUUUAAAAAUGGUGAAGCUACUGUGAGAAGUGUCAGAGUUCAUCAAAAUUUUGAUUAUAUUAAUGAACUUUAUAAAACAAUGAUGAGUGCUACCAAAGAACAAUUUCAAAAGGCAUCUGAAGAACUGUCAAAUAUGUCUCCUGCACCAAUGCAUACCAUGUUUGUUAGACAAUCAAAAGCAGAGGCAAUUAAAAAAAAGAUCAAUCGUCAAAAAAUGGUAGUUGAAAAUGUACCACCCACCAACGUCCCAUUAACAAUGUCAGAAAAUACCAUUAAUAUAACAAGAACUCGUCCACACUGUCGAACUUGUGGGAAACCAAUGAAAGGUCACCAACAGGUCCUGGACUGUCCACAAAACAAGAAUCAAAAUGAGGGUGAAUCAUUGGCAUAUAAGUAGUAAAUUAUUUAUCCUCAAAUUCUUCAUCAUCAUAACCCUGAAAAUCUUUUCCCACAAAUCGAGUCCUUAUUGCAUGAUAGGCACAAGCAGGUAGUGGUAUCCGUUUAUUCCCUAAGUAGCCAUGCACCAGCUGGGUAAAUUCUCGAUAUGCAACACUUCUCAAAUAUCUAAAUUUGCAAAAUAAAUCUUUGUCAUAAGUUA